This is a messenger RNA of Brassica oleracea var. oleracea, 1158 nucleotides long. RefSeq names its product mitogen-activated protein kinase kinase kinase 1-like. Bases 1 to 1158 code for a protein of 385 amino acids. Gene Ontology annotation, biological process: protein phosphorylation. Lineage: Eukaryota; Viridiplantae; Streptophyta; Magnoliopsida; Brassicales; Brassicaceae. The transcript has a single exon. Gene Ontology annotation, molecular function: protein kinase activity; ATP binding. The record is from RefSeq and is a predicted model, not a curated record.
AUGAUCAAACUAGGUGUUUUCGUUGUCUUACUCGUUUUCUUUCUCGCGGGAGUUGUUACACUUUCUCAAGGGUUUAUAGAGACCAAUCACACAGAGAAAGCAAAAGUGUGGCGUUUCAGUGACAUACCAUCCAUGAAGUUCGUCAAGUUUCUAGGCAAAGGUUCAUACGGCUCCGUCCACCUCUACCGUCACACAACACACGAUGGCUCAACCUCCUUCAUCGCCGCGAAGAGCUCCUCGGACCGUCGGACUAUCCAAAGAGAGUUUCGAGUACUCUCCCAGCUCAAAGGAUCUCCUAGGAUCGUGCGAGUGUUUAGCAGCUCUCUUCACGAAGGACUCGACAGAAUCGGAAACAGAGUCUACGAGAUACCUAUGGAAUACGCUUCUGCAGGUACUCUUUCAAGUUUCAUCCGCGUUAACAAACAGUUGAAUGAUUCGACCGUCAAAGAUUUUACUAGGAUGAUACUUCAAGGUCUGGUCUCGAUUCAUAGUCACGGUUAUGUUCACUGCGAUCUUAAACCGGGCAAUCUCCUUCUCUUUCCGGUUUAUGAUCAGCAAACAUCGACUAAUCACACUUAUGAACUGAAGAUUGCGGAUUUUGGAUUGACGUUGAAGGAAGGAGAGGAAGAAUCUGAUAAUUGGAAGUACCAUUCUCCCUAUGUGGGAACUCCUGUCUACAUGUCUCCCGAGUCUGUCAGAGAUGGUACUGUCGGGAAAGCCCUAGAUUUAUGGUCCUUGGGUUGCAUUGUUCUCGAGAUGUACACUGGUAAGCGUCCGUGGUCAGAGGUUAGUUUUUAUGAUCUUGAAGAUUUUUUAGGGGAGGACAAAAAGGUACCUGAGAUUCCAGACACUGUGCCGUCUGAUGCAAGGCAGUUUCUGGACAAGUGUUUUGCAGUGAAACCUGAAGAUAGAGGAACCGCUUCUGAGUUGUUGUUGCAUCCGUUUCUGGUCGGAGAUGAUAAGAAGAUUGCUGAUGACACCACAGCACCGACGAAGAGAUGGAGGAGGAUGGGAAUCAUGAAACCUCCGGCUAAAUUGGAAGAUAGUGUUAUUAAAACCAAGGCAUUGAAGGUGAAGAUGAUUUCAUUCAAGAAAUCCCUAAAGCUGAAGAUUCCUCCUCCUAGACCUCCAAGUUCCACUUUUGUUCCCGUUCACUAG